Molecule: messenger RNA, 1224 nt
Organism: Botrytis deweyae
Lineage: Eukaryota; Fungi; Ascomycota; Leotiomycetes; Helotiales; Sclerotiniaceae
Exons: 1
Coding region: 1-1224 (407 amino acids)
Source: RefSeq, a predicted model, not a curated record
AUGCUCUACAGGUGUCGAUGGUGCGAAAAGGCACAAUGUGAGGAUUGUAUUGACUGGAAAACCUUCAAACCUAUCGGAGAUACAUUACCUGAGUUUGAUGUUCUUGGUUUCGCAAAGGCCCCAACUGCAUUUUUCAUUCAAUGUCAAGAUUGUACCAAGAAAUUCGAGUCCGGUGAGAAAUUCAAGGCUAGUUGCGAGAGAUCCGAGAAGAAGUGGGCUGAAGAAUCGGAAAAAUUGAAUGCCGUUAACGGAGAAGCUAUUGAGAAAUCAGAGAUGGACGUGGAUAGGAAAGAAGAACUCGGAGGUGGAAUCAACAAACCUAUUGUUAUCGAUGAUGAUGAUAGUGAAGUGGAGGAAGUUACAGUCUCGCCAUUUCCAGUGAUGAAGCCUUCAAGAGGCGGUGAGACCAGAGGCUUCAUUGAUUAUCGUGAUUAUAUGGUACCGCGAAGCAGCACUACAAAUCCAGAACAAGCUACACAAUUUUCCGAGAGACGAUUGAACCUUGACGAGGAAGUCAGUAGGAUUCUCAAUACGCCGGGACAAGCAAUACAACCUACCGGCAACACUUUGGCAGGUACACCAGGAAUGAGACCAAUGACAGAUGCGGAGCUCAUUGCCACACAAUUUGGGUAUGGCAGAGUUAAUCGACAAAUUACUACCAAUCAACCAUACUUCGUAUCUCGACAUGGAAGUAAUGGUAAAAGUCUUGGUGAGUUAGGUUAUUUCCCAAGAAAUUCUGGACAUCCUGAUCCUCGUUAUAGAUCAGCAAAUGUAUCUGAUGAAGGAGGUUAUGGUAUGCGGAAUGUUCCGGGCGUAGCAAGAGAAGCUGGACUACGGGUACCACAGGGACCAUCGGGACACCAUGGAUUGAUCGGACAAAUUGGACAACCACAAAACCAGGUACAGCAUGGUACUUCUGCCAGCACACAGAAUAUUCCAAGACCAAUCGAGCAGCCUCAACGACAGUUACCACAAAAUGCAGCUCCUUCCAGACGUUCUGCUUCUAUGCAUGGUGCUCCAAGAGUCCCCAAGCAACCUGCAGAACCUCAGUAUCUUGUACGUCACAACGGAAGUUUCUUUAAAGGUACCGGUAGUAUGUACAAUGGCUCUACCGCUUUAGAACCACUACAACCUGUCACUACCCGCGAUAUCCAUAGACCAAGACUCGAUGGUCCACCAUACAAGUUUAAAUGGGAGAAGAAGCCAAAAUCGGAGGAUAAAUGA